UUUGAUCAUUUCCAUGCGUGUCACAGAAAUACUCGAAAUCUGUGAGGAAUUGCUUCCUCUAAACAAAUAUAUGCACACGACAAGUCAAAAUAUGUGGAGCUUGAAUCCUGAAAGAGAGCAGCCGGACAACACAGGAACCCAUAAACGACCUCUUCCUCUUCCCUUUGCAAAACUUGCAGAGAUUUACCCUCCUGGUUUUCUCAGAAAGGUAUUGGCAGAGAUUAUAGGAACAUAUCUGUUGGUGUUUGUGGCAAGUGGGGCGGCUGCUCUGAAUGCUUUUGAUGAGCAGAAAAUAUCAAAACUAGGAGCUUCACUUGCAGGAGGAUUCGCUGUGAUUGUGGUGAUCCAUGCCAUCGGACACAUAUCUGGCGCUCACAUGAACCCAGCAGUGUCCUUAGCUUUUGCUGCUGUGAGGCAUUUUCCAUGGAAACAGGUUCCAGUAUACGUGGCAGCACAAUUGACAGGAGCCAUUUCUGCCUCUUUUACUUUGCGGUUGAUAUUGAACCCUAUAAGACAGCUGGGGACGACCUCACCUUCUGGAAGUGAUGUCCAGGCUCUCGCCAUGGAGAUGGUGGCGACGUUCACUAUGAUGUUCGUCGCCUCCGCCGUGUCAACUGAUGCAAAAGCUGUUGGAGAACUCGCGGGAGUUGCAGUAGGCUCUUCAGUAUUCAUAGCAGGCAUCCUUGCAGGACCUAUAUCAGGGGGAUCAAUGAACCCAGCAAGAACACUUGGUCCUGCAAUAGCAAGUGGAUCCUAUAAAGGACUUUGGGUCUAUCUGGUUGGACCAGUUUUUGGGGCACUUUUGGGAGCAUGGUCUUACAUUACUAUUAAAGAGACGGAUGAGUCAGCUCCAGCCAAUUCACUGCUAUCAUUUCCAUUCGAGCUACACUCAAAGAAUAGGGAAACUGAACAAGUUAAAAACCAAGACAGGCCACAAAUCAUGAGUGAUAAUAAAGUUCAAAACCCAGCCACGGCACUCUCAAUACUGGAUAUCGAAAGAUCUCUCAAUGGUGUAUCAUUCGAUUCUUGAGUUCAUUUAUCAUUUAGCUACUAUAUACUGAUGAAACGCGUUCUGCAUACGACUACAAUAUAGGCAGCACGACUAACAGAUAAGAAACCUACUUUUCAAAAACAUGCAAGAGUUUACAAAUCUGAUGGAGCAGUCUUUCAUUUAUGUUUCCAUAGGUUCGUACUAUGCGAAAAGGUCAGUUACAGCAGUAAUAUGUUACAUCAAUUAGAGCCCGUAUAUAUAAAUAACAAUAAUACAAUAUUAUGCAAAACUAGUACAUGAGACAGCAAUGAAGCAUCUCCUAUAUACAGCAUCAUUAGUGACAAAUCCCAUCAAGCAGCUUUUUUACAUGCUCCAAAACUUCCUGGAUUUAUAGUAAUGCUUUUAGUGCAACUAUAUCAGACUUGUAAAUCCCAACUAGUCGAUUUGCCAGCUCAAACAUAUUGUUCCUGAGACUGUUCAAGGCAAAAUAUAACAUGGUAAGUACAAUAAUCAUCAUCAGCUGCACCAAGAAUCAUCCUAAAUAGAACCUUGAGGUGAGCAACCAACCAACCUUAUGAUAAUGAACUUGUCCUUUACAUAAUGCCCCACAAUAGAUACGUUCUUGAAAUCUAUCACACCAAAUAACCCAUUAAAUUAAUUAUAAUGCAAAUGAAAAAACGCAUUUAAUGAAUUGAGCAACAAGGUUACAUAAAGUGGGGUAGGCUUAUAAUGAUGAAGAGCAAAAACAAGCGCCAAUGACCUAAGAGUCUGCAAGUAAAUGAAAGAAUUUAAACAGCAUGCUAUUACAUGUUAGCCCAGAAAAUGGAAGACAUGCUCAUAAAAACAUAAUUUGAAAUGCUCAUAAUUUGAAUCAAAUCAAAAAUUAAGUCCCAACAAGUUUGAUAACUAAACUUUUCACCACCAGAUAAAUUUGCAAUAUUCUUCCAGCUUUUCUCUGGCGGUCUAACACUGAACACAACACCUUCAGAGAAAGGAUCCAAAGAAUCCACUUGUUCAAGUUCAGCAUCGGCUCCAAGUGUGAUCAUCUGCAAGGCGCAAAAGAGGAGUUGCGUGCUAAUUGUCACAACCCUACAAGGUGCGUGCACAAGACAGUUCAAUGAGGCAUAAACGAGCAAGGAGAGCCAAAUAAAAGAUCCAUGGCUAAAUAAAGGAGCAUUGAUCGGAAAAUUCUGAAAAAGGAACUAAACCAGACACUUCAAUGGAAAUGUUCUCUAGAUCCAGAACCAUAUUGCCAGCAAUGCAAAAUCAGAUUGGCAUGCAAAUCAUGCCAACCUGUGGGAAUAAGGGUCAAACUGUGAUAGAAUUUACGAGUACAACAAUUUAAACUAAGGAAAAUGAGUAAUCAGCAUGUCCUUUUUAAAUAUAUAUAUAUAUAUAUAUAU
Neltuma alba is the source of this 2394-nucleotide messenger RNA. RefSeq names its product aquaporin NIP2-1-like. Gene Ontology annotation, cellular component: membrane. The record is from RefSeq and is a predicted model, not a curated record. Gene Ontology annotation, biological process: transmembrane transport. The transcript has 5 exons. The coding region runs from base 14 to 1030 and encodes 338 amino acids. NCBI's taxonomy places the organism in Eukaryota, Viridiplantae, Streptophyta, Magnoliopsida, Fabales, Fabaceae. Gene Ontology annotation, molecular function: channel activity.